CCGGACAAUCUGCGGUAGCUGGACACGGUUAGCAUGCUAACUGAUGAAAUGGUCCCUGCACAUGUUCGACAAAUGAUGCUGAUUAAAGAAGAAGCUCCUGAAGAAUGGAGGCCUGGUGUGUCCCAUUUGGACUCUCAACCUCUCAGCAUAAAAGAGGAGGAAGAAAACCCAGAACCCCUCAGCAUAAAAGAGGAGGAGCAGGAACCUUGGACCAGUCCAGAGGGAGACCAACUGAAUGUGAAGGAGGAGACUGAUGUCACCAAGUUUUCAAUCACUACAGUUCAUUUAAAAAGUGAAGAUGAUGAAGAGGAACCUUUAUUAUUACGGCUUCUUCAGUACCAAGUGGAGGACAGAGAUCUUCCAAAUUGCAGCUCAGCUGAUCAGAUGGAAGAAGGAGCUGAUGCUGAGGAGUGUGGAGGAGCAGAAACUACCAGAAAAGACAAUUCCAGCUCUUCAGAGACUGAGCUCAGUGAUGAAUAUGAAUAUGGCAAGAAUAACAAUGUAGAGUUACGCAGGAAGGUUCAGACAGAACCAAAAUCAUUUAAAUGUGAUCACUGCAAUAAAAUAUUUACCAGCAAAAAAAAUCUAAACACACACAUGAGAGUUCACACAGGAGACAAACCAUUUCCUUGUAAGGUUUGUGGACAAAGAUUUAGCCAGAAGUCAUCCUUAAAUACUCACUUGAGAGUCCACACCGGAGAGAAACCGUUUCCUUGUGAUGUUUGUGGACAUAGAUUUAGCCAAAAGGCAUCUUUAAACUCGCACAUUAGAAUUCACACAGGAGAGAAACCAUUUCCCUGUGAUGUUUGUGGACAAAGAUUUAACCAAAAGCACAUUUUAAUUUCUCACAGGAGAAUCCACACAGGUGACAAACCAUUUCCUUGUGAAGUUUGUGGGCACUGCUUUAGCCACAAGACGAGUUUAAAUUCACACAUGAGAAUCCACACAGGAGACAAACCUUUUCCUUGUGAUUUUUGUGGACAAAAAUUUAGCUGUAGGGCUAGCUUAAAUUCUCACAGAAGAAUCCACACAGAAGACAACCUGUUUCCUUGUGAUGUUUGUGGACAACGGUUCAGUCAUAAGAGAAGUUUAAACUCCCACAUGAGAAUCCACACCGGAAGUAAACUGUUUCCUUGUGAUGUUUGUGGACAAAAGUUUAGUCGUAAGGCAAUUUUAAUCUCACAUUUACGAAUCCACACAGGAGACAAACCUUUUCCUUGUGACAUUUGUGGGCAAAGAUUUAGGUCAGUGGGCAAGAAGGCGGAGGAGUUACAGAUCCAAACCGAGGGGAGUAGUGGUGGAGAGAGGAGCAGGUUGAUUCAGACUGAAGUGUUUGUGGUUUGGUAG
Messenger RNA from Nematolebias whitei (Rio pearlfish), 1347 nucleotides. RefSeq names its product zinc finger protein 501-like. Bases 34 to 1347 code for a protein of 437 amino acids. Gene Ontology annotation, cellular component: nucleus. NCBI's taxonomy places the organism in Eukaryota, Metazoa, Chordata, Actinopteri, Cyprinodontiformes, Rivulidae. The record is from RefSeq and is a predicted model, not a curated record. The transcript has 4 exons.